AUUGCUAAGCAAGUAAUCAUCAAAAAAUGGGAUAACAUCAAAACCUUUACCGACAUUCCGCUCGAUGACUUUUUAGAAGCAGUCGAAAUAACACUAAAAUCAACCUAUUUUGCAUACAACAAAGUUUUUUAUCAACAAAUCGACGGAUGCGCCAUGGGAGUUUCAAUUUCCAGCGCCAUCGCACAAAUUGUACUGGAAGAUUUGGAGGAGUCGGUCCUUAGCAAUGCCCUUUUUGACAUACCUUUUUUCUACAGAUACGUAGACGAUUGCAUAACGGCAAUACCAAAAAACAAACAACACGAAAUUCUUCAACUCUUCAACAGCUACCAUCAGAAAUUACAAUUUACAAUAGAAAUAGAGUCCCAAAGUAAAAUCAACUUUUUAGAUUUAACCCUUCAUAAUUUAAAAAAAGGAAUUAAAACCGAGUGGUACACUAAAGUGACCUGGUCUUCCAGAUACGUUAAUUUUAACUCCCAGCACCCUAUAUCGCAAAAAAAAUCCGUAAUUAUUGGCUUGGCUGACCGUGCAAUUAAACUCUCUGAUCCGGAUUUCAGAGAAAAAUCGAUUACUAAAGCAAAACAAGCAUUAAAACUAAAUAACUAUCCGGAACGAUUAAUUAACACCAUUUUCAAAAAACGUAUACACCUAUUCUAUAACCAAACUAAACAAAAAAGCAACACCCAGCAAAAACAAAAAAAAAAUUAUCUUUCGCUUCCUUAUAUACCCAGUAUGUCCGAAAAUUUUAGCAAAAUUUUUAUGAAUCACAACAUUACUAUUGCUCACAAAGGAUACAAUUUGGUAAAAAACAUUUUCAGUAAAUUAAAAGACAAGAUACCGGACGAAAAGAAGAGUCACGUCAUUUACGAGAUACCUUGCAACGAUUGUGAGGGUGUGUACAUCGGUCAAACAAGCCAGUAUCUUAAAAACAGAAUUAAUGGUCACAAAUACGACAAAAAAAAUACGACUGCCCUGAAGAGUCAUUGCGCGGAAACCAAGCAUUCUUUCAACUUUGCGAAAGUAAAAAUUCUAAAAACCGAAAAUAAUACAAAAAAAAGGGAAAUUCUGGAAAUGGUUGAGAUCCAAAAAAAUAAGAACUCUAUAAAUUCGAAAACAGACACCAACAAUCUCAGUAAGUUAUAUUGCAACAUUCUGAAAUAAAACAACAAUGGAAGUAACAACAUAGGGAUAUAUUAAUAUAAAAUUAUAAUAUAUAAAAAUAAUUUAAAAUAAAUAAAAGAAAAAAAUUAUAAAUUAACAAAAACACUCUGUAUAUCCUCUGAACCUUGCACCAAAACAAUCGUGCAUCGUACGAUGUUUUUACAGUAACGUCGACGCGAGCAAACCUCGCGUAUCGGUAUUAUUAUUAUUAUUAUUAUUUUAAACUCUUAUAUAUAUUUUAACUGUUUCGUUAAAUUUGUGUGUAUUAUGUGUGUGAGUGCCGUAUACAAAUCAUUUUUUGUUGGACUUUUAUCUUUUAUCAAGGGCACUAUGACAAAACCAAACGCUUUUAAAGUAUAAACUUUCAUAUGAUGCUACCUCUUCAAUUUUAAGAUUUGUGUUUGUCUCUUUUUGGUAAGGUUCUUUGUAAUUCCGUUGUGUAUAUGUAAAAAAAAAGAACUGUACUAUAACAUAAUUUUAGACUGUACCCCUUUCUGA
Cylas formicarius (sweet potato weevil) is the source of this 1656-nucleotide messenger RNA. RefSeq lists its product as uncharacterized. The transcript has 2 exons. Bases 154 to 1158 code for a protein of 334 amino acids. The record is from RefSeq and is a predicted model, not a curated record. NCBI's taxonomy places the organism in Eukaryota, Metazoa, Arthropoda, Insecta, Coleoptera, Brentidae.